This is a messenger RNA of Tarenaya hassleriana, 764 nucleotides long. Its product is annotated as translationally-controlled tumor protein homolog. Gene Ontology annotation, cellular component: cytoplasm. The coding region runs from base 106 to 612 and encodes 168 amino acids. The transcript is spliced from 5 exons. The record is from RefSeq and is a predicted model, not a curated record. NCBI's taxonomy places the organism in Eukaryota, Viridiplantae, Streptophyta, Magnoliopsida, Brassicales, Cleomaceae. Gene Ontology annotation, molecular function: calcium ion binding.
CCCGCCGCCCCAAUCCCUCCCUCGUCGCUCUUUCUCGCUUCUGGUCACUGUUCUUGAGUUUCAUCCUUUUUGCUGAUCGGACUCAGAGAGUGACCAGAAGCAAUCAUGUUGGUUUACCAGGAUCUCCUCACCGGUGAUGAGCUUCUCUCUGACUCCUUUCCUUACAAGGAAACCGAGAAUGGAAUCCUUUGGGAGGUCGAGGGAAAGUGGGUUGUUCAAGGAGCUAUUGAGGUGGAUAUUGGUGCUAAUCCUUCAGCAGAAGGUGGGGAUGAGGAUGAGGGUGUUGAUGAUCAGGCUGUCAAGGUUGUUGACAUUGUCGAUACCUUCAGGCUACAGGAGCAACCCGCUUUUGACAAGAAGCAAUUCGUUGCAUACGUCAAGAAAUACAUCAAGCUCUUGUCCGCCAAGCUGGACACCGAGCAACAGGAGAAGUUCAAGAAGAACAUAGAGGGAGCGACCAAGUUCUUGCUGUCUAAGCUAAGCGAUCUCCAAUUCUUUGUCGGGGAGAGCAUGGCAGACGACAGCAGCUUGGUGUUUGCUUACUACAAGGAUGGUGCGACUAAUCCAACGUUUUUGUACUUUGCCCACGGUCUUAAGGAGGUCAAGUGCUGAAGAUGAAGGGUGAAACACCUCUCCUUUGGUAGUGGCUUUCUUUCUACGUAUAACCCUAUUAUUUAAAAUCAUUGUUUGCUUCUAUCAAAACCUUAUUACAUGGUAUUGGUAUAAAAUACUCUUAAUUUUUAAUCAAUUUUUAAGUUACCAUA